CUGAAUUCUUCCAAAAAAAAAUCAAAUUAAAAAAUGCUUAAAGGCUCCCUUUUCGUUUUUUUUUGUUAUGUAUAUUUCAAUGUAGACGCUCCCUAGCAAGGAGUGUGCGCCUUUUAAGUUGCAGACGGUCCCUUUAAGUCGCGCAUCGCGGCCGUCCAAUCAGAGCGAAGGAAGUUUUGUUUCCGGGAAUGUUUUGGUGAUGUGGCUAUGCUCUGCCAUCCAUCCGAGGAAAUAUAGCUUUUAAAAAGCAGACACAUUCACCUGGGAAGCAACCGCACAGGGCCGGCUCUAUGUUCAGCCGUCUGGCCACGGUCCUCCAGGAGCUCUCUGGAGAGGAGGGACCAGAUGGAGAUCCGCAGGGCGUGCUGGUGCCUCAGCUCCCGGCCGAUGAGGGCCCGGCUCCUGAGGAGUCACCGGAGGAGGCCAUCGAGAGGCUGGCUCACCUGGAACAACUGGUUGUCCAGCUGAAGGAGCUCAUCCGAGACAAAGACGCUCAGCUGUUUAACAAAGAUGCACAGCUCAGAAACGAGAAAGAGGAAGCCGAGGCUCGCUUCACCAAGCUCAAACUGCAAGCCAAAGCCAAGAUGGUGACACUCAACAAACAGAUAACGGACUUGAGAGGACAAGCAGGAGCGACAAGUCCGGACGUCUCUUUCACCGGAGCCGGCGCUGCCGUCGAGGAGGAGCUGCAGGAGCUGAAGAACAAGCUCAGCGACGAAGAAGCCAAAAGCGGGGAGCUCCGGGAGCAGCUCCGGGCCGCCGAGCAGCUGCUUCGACAGGAGCAGUCCGCCCACGCCGAACAGUUGGGGACACUGCAGGCUGUCGUCUGCGAGAAGGACGUGCGUUUCCAAGAACAGAUCCAGAAACACGAGGAGGAGCUGCUGAGGGUCGCUGCUCAGUCUCAGGUGGGCGGCGAGCUCCAGCAGGCCCUGAAUGCAGCACAGAGGCGCUGUGAAGAGCUCGAGGGAGCCUUAAGCUCUCGCUCCCAAGUUCUGGAAAUGCUGCAGCAGGAAGUGAGCAGUGCUGAUCAACAAAAACAGAUCUUGACCGCUCAGUUCCGGCAGAUGGAGCAGGAGCUGGCCGAGGGCUUCCAGCGGAGGGAGGAGGAGAGGCAGCAGUGGGCCGAACAGGCCAGCAGGGCGGACGCGGAAAUCGCGGCCCUCCGCGGCGGCCUGGAGGAGUUGGAAAGAGAGAGGGCGGCGGCGGCGGCGGCGGGGCAAGAGGGCGAGCUGGAGUCCCUGAGGGAGGCGGAGCUUGCGAGUCGGGAGGCUCUGGGGGAGGAAAAGGUGGAAGUUGCCAGGUUGGAGAGAGAGCUGGCUCUGACGAAGGAGGCCUACCGAGUGAGCCGCGACGCUUCAGAGAGCGACGGGGCGGAAAUAGUGCGGCUGCAAAGGGAACUCGCUUCCGCGAGAGAGGAAGUCGUCCACGCCGGCCAGGACGCCUCAGAGAGGGAGACGUCAGAAGUUGAUAAACUGGAGCGAGAGCUGGCCUCGCUAAGAGAGGAGCAUCGAGACGCCCAGAGGAAGGCUGAGACCUUGGCUGAAAUUUGGGCCCCUCUUCGGUCCCUCGCUCUUCAAGAAGCAGCGGAGGGCGUCCCCCUCCCCGAUGACCUUUCGCUGCUCCUGGGCGCCGUGCAGACCAUUGAGACACAACUGGCGAGGCUGAAGGAUGAACGCAGCGAGAGAGAGGAAUAUUGUGCCGAGCUCACCCGCACCAUGGGAACCCUUCAGGAACAACUUGACAGACAAAGCGCUGAAGAGCAGGAAACCACAGCCAAGAUACAACAGCUACAGGAUCAAAUCGUAACGGCGACUGAAAGGGAGGAUGGGACUGAACCAUCAGCACGGGAUUCAUCUGAAGCUGAAAAAGCACACUUACUGGAACUGGAGCAGCAGCUUCGCGAAAGAGACGCCGAGCUGGUUGCCCUGCGGGAAUCCCUCAGACUGGCGAACGAGCGAAGCGCCAGCGGCGUUGCGUCUUGUGAAAAAGACGAUCAGACUCCAGAUGAUGGUCAGGAUGCCAGUGCAGCACCCCAUGAGAGUUCCACGGCCCCUCCUGACUUCAUGGAGGACACGCAAGAAGAUGAGACCACCUUAGUUGCUGAGGACACCUCAGUCCUCUCCAUUUCUGCUGAUAACGAGAGCAGCCCAGAGCUUAUUGGACACCAGUCUGAGUCUCCAGGAGAAUCCAAGGGGGCCUCCUCAGAUGAGAUGGUGGCCAGUAGUGAUUCAGAGGUGGCCCACAGCAGCUGGACCCUGUUGGAAGCUAUGAAUCAAGAUGGAGGAGGCCAGGAGUGGCCGUCCAUCAUGCAGGAGUUUGGCCAGCUGCAGCUGCAGUCCUGGGAGGCAACCAGCAUGGAGCAGGAAUCCUCCACAGUUCAAGUCGAGUCCUCCUCUGUCGUCAUCCGAGAGACGGUACAGCUCCACGUAAGUCACCAGGGUUCUUCCACCACCGACGGUGACAUGGCCUCGGGCCAGGUCUUCGCUCAGGCCUUAGCGGAGGAGCUUCAGAGGAGGUACAGUGAGCUUUUGGCGGAGCUUCAGAUUCUCAGACAGGCGGCUGCAGAGUCGCAGGAGAAAAUCAAGAAUCUGGAAGAAGAUACACAGUCUCUGAUUGCUGCAAAAGAAGAGGCCGAGUCCCGGGCCAGUCAUUUUAUAGAGGAACUGAAGUCAGCCAGAGAGGAGUCUGAGCAGCUCUCUCAGAAACUCCGGUAUGUGGUGGAGAAACACAGCGUUGAAAUGCACCUUCUUGAAGAUCAGGUGGACAUUUUAAGCACUGAAAGUACAAUCAAGGAAGAGACCAUCCAGGCACUGCAGACUGAUCUGGAAAUGUCCCGCCGGGCUUUCUCCGAGCAGGAGGGGCAGGCGAGGAUGCUGAGUGCGCAGCUGGAAGACAGAGAGCUCCUCUCCUCCGAGCUGGAAAGGAAGCUUCAAGAUGCGGAGAACAGCUUGCUGGAAUACUCGCAAACAUCAGAGCUCAACGAUGACACUUUGUCCAAGAAGGACGCGGAGAUCGGCGAGCUACACGUCCGUCUCCGCCAAACAGAGCAAGAGGCGACCGAGCUCAAUGACAGCAUGGCUGCCAAACUCCUCCAAGCAGAAGAAGAGAAGUUCCAGGCGGAAGGGGAAGUGAAUAAACUGAAGGAGCAGAUAGUGGACCUGGAGAAAGCCACGGAGGAGAAUCCGAUGGCGAGCGGCGAAGACUCGGCCGCUGGCGUGCACGAUGAGCUGGCUAGUGUGCAAGCGGAGAAGGCGUUGUUGGAAGCCCAGCUGGUAAACACAAAGAAGAAGCUGCAGGCCGCGCUGGUGCAGCGCAAAGAGCUCCUGAGGAAGGUCGCCGAUUUUGAGGAAGAAGCAAAGGCACAGGCGGCGCGAGGUGAAACGGCAGCGGGAGAAAGUCCUUCUGACAUUCCUGAGGUGGAACAAUCUAGAGGGCCGGACAUCCGGGAGACGGAGGCCAAAGCCGCCGAACUCCAGCAGGCGUUACGAUCCAAAGAAGAGGCGGUUGAGGCUCUUGAGCUGAAAGUGAACCAGCUGGAUCAAGUUCUCGACGAGACUCUCGCGCUGAAUCAGAAGCUAACGGAAGAAGCCGCGGACGCUCAGCAGGCCGACGCUUCUUCCGAAACAGCCGCGCUGCGAUCGCAAGUGGCCUCUCUUGAGGCCGAGUGCGAGAGCCUUCAGAAGAAGGUCCAAGAGGCUCAAGAAUCCCGCAAGGAAACCAUCCGCAAAGCGAAAGAGAAAGACCGGCACCACCGGGAGCAGCUGAAGCAGCAGAAGGAAGAACACAGCGCGCUGGUGGAACGCUUCGAGGUGCAGGGCGGCGAGCGAGAGGAGCUUCUGGCUAAAGUGACAGAGUUAGAAGAGAAAGUGGCGGCUGCCAAAGAACCCCGUCAGGAGGCCGGCCAGCCGGCUCAAAGUGUGGAAAAGCACGCGGCCGGCGAUUGGGUCCAGGAGGACUGGGUGGACUUUGCCACAUCUGAGGCGGAUUCGUCGCGACCACAACCCGGCGACGUGGUCGGGCCCCCGGCCGAGCAGUCCGAGGUCCCCCCAGCGCACAUGGAGGAGGCUGUGCGAGCACUCCGGGGCGAGAUCCAGUCCGUGCGGCUGGCUAACGCGGAGCUGGAGAGGCGGCUGCAGGAAACGCUGAGCAGUUUGUCUCUGAAAGAGGCCGAGUUAUUGGGAUCGGGCAAAGAGCUGCUCGCACUGCGAGAGAAGGAGCGGCAGAUCGACGCCCUCUCGGGGGAAAUUCAUGACCUCAGAGAAAAGUACCGCCAGGCCGAGUCCUACGCGGAAUCCCUCAAAGCCGAGAUGGAGGCCGAAGCGGCGGCGGCAGAUUCCGCGCCCUCCGUCGCAGCUCUUCAGACCGAAGUGCAGGACUUCAAGCAGUUCCUCGACGACAAGAACCGCGAAAUCGUGGAGCUGAGCCAGCAGCUCGGCGAGCAGAGCUCUCUCAUUCGCUCAAUGCAGGACGCCGUGUCUCAGAAGGACGAGCUAAUAUCCGCCUUGCAGGAAGAGCUGAAGGCCGAGCAAGGAAAGGCCCAAAGGUCCGAGGAUGAGCUUCCACAGAAGCAGGAGGAAGGGAAAGACGGUGAGGCCAAGAUCCAGCAGCUUCAGCGAAAGCUCCAGGCGGCGCUGAUCUCUCGCAAAGACGUCUUGAAGGAAAACAAAAGCCAGAAGGAAAAAGUAGCUUCGACUGAGAAGCUUUUAGCCGAGCUGCGACAGAAAAUGGAGUCGGGAGAAGACGAGCUGCAGAAGCUCAGAGCGGAAAAGGCGAAACUGAUCGAUGAGGUUGACCGGACACUACUGGAAAACCAAAGCCUGGGAUCGUCGUGCGAGAGCCUCAAACUGGCCAUGGACGGCAUACUGACCGAGAAGGACGCCUGGAAGAGAGAAGUUGAGCUAGCGAAAGAAGUGGCGGCCGCAGCCUGCGGAGAAUGGGAGGAAAAAGUCCAAAGCAUGAAGGACGAGUACGAGACGCUGCUCAAGUCCUACGAAAAUGUGAGCGACGAGGCCGAGCGAGUGAGACGAGUCCUGGAGGCCGCCAGGCAGGAGAGACAAGAGCUCCUAACCAGGGUGAGAGGGCAGGAGGCCGGCAGGCAGGAAGCUGAGAGACGGGCGGAAGAGGCACAGAAGGAGGUGAACUCGGUGAAAGACAAGAUGAGAAAGUUUGCCAAAACAAAGCAGCAGAAAAUCCUCGAGUUGGAGGAGGAGAACGAGAGACUCGGAGAGCUGCAGGACAAGGAUGUGAUUAAACGAGAGGGCCGGGCUCUCAAAGCGGAGGUGGAAAGACUUCAAGAAGAGACGGUGGUUUUGAAAGCGGAGUUGGACGCCGCUGUGGCAGAAAAGACCUCUUUAGGGCGGCAGGUGGAGGCGUUGAGGGAACAACUCGCCCAGGCAAGAGAGAGCGAGGUCGGUGUGGUUGAAGCUCCGCUGCUUAGCUCUGCAGCGGGUGUAGAAGACCAGGUCCAAGCCCAGAAAUCCGACGGAAUCCCAACCAAAGCAAAGCCUGCCGGGAGUGAAUUCGAGGAUGAAGAACUAAAACCGACUCCAGAAGAGACACCAGCUGACCCAACAGCUGCACCAGAAACACAUGAACCGACCGAGGAAAACACCCAGGCAGAAAUGACGGAAAGCGUUCAAGUUUUAUUCGAGAGCAAGAUGAGGGAGAUGGAGGCCGCGGCCAAUGCAGAAAGGGAACUGUGGCGGGAACAGGAGGCUGGACUCCGAGCCGAGCUGGCGUCUCUCCAGCGAGACCUUCAGGAGAGCGAGGGGAAGGAGGGCCUCGUGGCGUCGCUGGAGAAGUGCGUUCAGGAGGGCAGAGAGCGAGAAAGGAGUCUGGGCGAAGAGGCGUCAAAGAGGGAGGCGCGGGUCAAAGAGUUGCUCCGAAGCCUCGAGGCCGAGAAGGACAACCUGGAGGAGCGGCUGAUGAACCAGCUGGCCCAGCUCAACGGGAGCAUCGCCGGCUACUAGCAGGAGGCGGCCGACAAUCGCCGGCGUCUGGCCGAGCUGCAGCGGGAGGCGGAGAGGUCGGGGAGGGAGCGGGCCGAGCUGGAAGCCGAGGCCCAGAGCGAGGGCGACCGGGCGGCCCGGCUGGAGGAGGACAUGAGGCAGGCCCAGAGGGAGAGAGCCGAGGCCGAGGCCGAUUCGGGCAAGCGGAGGGAGCUGGAGCAGCAGCUGAGGUCGGCCCAGAGGGUCCGAGAAGGCAGCCAGAGCCGAGCGCGCCAGCUGGAGGAGCUGUUGAGGGAGAAGCAGCUGGAGGUCCGUCAGCUGCAGAGGGACUGCAUCAAGUACCAGGAGAGGAUCAGCGAACUGGGCAGAGACGCCAAGUCGCUGCAGGUGGCCCACGACGAGCUCGAAUGCAAGCUGGGACAAUCCCAGCUGGAGACGUCCACGACUGCCGGGGACCUGACCAGGUGCCGAGCGGAGCUGGCGAGCUGCAGAUCCCAGCUGGAGGAGGCCGAGAGGCAGGCGAGCGAGGCCGUAGCCGAGAGGACCGCCGCCGAGCAGACGGCACAAAGGCGCGAGGCCUCGCUGAAGGCCGAGGCGGAGCAGACCCUCGACUCGGUGAGAUUCAGGCUCGGCGCCGAGCUGAAGGAGAUGGAGCUGAGGCUGGAGGAGGUGGACAGAGAAAGGGACCGGGAGGAGGAGGCCACGCUGGAGGCCAGAGAGAUCGCGGGAGCAGCGGAGAGACGCGCCCAGGAGAUGCAAGCCCGCCUGGACGAGUCCCUGGCCCGGCUCGCCGCCUUCUCGCGCUGCAUGUCCUCGCUGCAAGACGACCGGGACAGAGUUCUGGACGAGACGCGACAGUGGGAGACUCGCUUUAAUGAUGCUCUGAAGAGCAAGGAGGCUGAAGUUCGGGAGGCUGAAACGAGGGCCAAGGAACUGACGGAGCAGCUUCAGAGAGAAUCUGCGCUGAAAGAUGGACUGCAGCUUUUAGUGGACAGACUCGAGAAAGCAGACAAAGACUGGCAGCUGAAACUGGAAGAGGAGGUGAAGAAAGUGGCGGCGAGCCAAGCGGACCUGGAGGUGGCGAGCGGCAAGCUCCAGCAAACCGCCACCGAGAUGCAGUCCGCACAACACGAAGCCCGUGCCCUGAAGACUGAGGCGGAGAGUCUAAACCAGAGGGCCAGAGCUCUGGAGGAGGCUGUCGGCCGGCUGCAGGGCGAAGCCGAGCGGGCCAGGGCCGAGCUGAGGGAGAGGGAGGCAGAAGAGAGGCGGCUGUGUCUCAACGUGGAGCAACUGGAGACGGACCUGCGGUCCUCUAAGGCCUUGACGGAGACUCUGCAGACGGAGUUGAACGAGAAGGAACGGAGAGAGGUGGAGAUGCUGGGGGAGAAGGAGCAAGCCGUAACUCAGGCCGCAGAGGACGCUAAAAAGGAGGCCGACAGCCGGGCGAAAGGAGCCGAGGAGGAGCUGGAGCGGAGGAGAGGGGAACUGCGGGAUCUGGCAGAAAAGCUGCGGAAGGCAGAAGAAGAGAGCAGCAACCGGAAAGCCAGACUGGACUCCUUCACCAAAGCCAUGAGCUCCCUGCAGGACGACAGAGACCGAGUCCUCAACACGUACAAACAGCUGGAGGAGAAACACCUGCAGGUGAUGAUGGAGAAAGACGCUCUGAUCCAGGAGGCCGCGGGGGAGAACAACGGCCUGCGGGAGGAGCUGCGCUCUCUGCUCGUCCAGAGAGACGACUUGUACGCGGAGAAGGCCCAGCUGUCGGCUCAGCUUCACGGCUACCGCGACGAGCUCACCCAAGUCCUGAGCAUGAAGGACUCGCAGCACAAGCAGCUCCUGGCCACUCAGCGGCAGCGGAUCGCCUCGCUGGAGAAAGAGCGGCAGGAAUUGGAAGGUCAGGUGAAGCGCGUGGGGGAGGGGGCGGCGCCGGCGGCGGGCGGCGCGGAGAGGGAGACCCUCAGUCGCGCCGCCGACGGUCUCGGGGCGCCGCCUCCUCCGGUGACAGACGCCCCGGGGGCGGAAGUGGAGAAGCUGAGGGAGCAGCUGCGGGCGGCGCGGGAUCAAGCGGCGGCGUUGGAGGAGAGCCUGCGGCAGGAGAGGCAAGCGCAGGAGAGCGGGGGCAAGGAGCUGGCCGAGCUGCGGUGGGAGGGGGGCGUGAUGCGCACGGAGUCGGAGAACGCCCAGGAGCGGGUGGCCGAGCUGGCCCGGGACCUGCUGGCCGUGGAGCAGAACCUGCUGGAGGAGAGGGCGGCGGCCACGCGGCUGAGGGCCGAGAACCAGUCGUUCUCCAGGGCCAUGGCGUCCCUCCAGGACAGCAGGGACCAGGCGGUGAGCAAGGCCCAGGAGCUGAGCCUGAAGAUGGAGGAGACGAGCAAGGCGGGCGGCCACGGGGGCUCCACCGGAGAGGUGUGGGGGCUGAAGAACGCGCUGCAAGCCCUGCAGAACGACCGGGAGAGGCUGCUGGAGCAGCUUCAGGCCCAGUCGUCUGAGAUCAAGGCGCUGAAGUCCGAGCUGGCUCGACUGGGAGCGGGAGAGCUGAUCAAAGUCAGCCGGGAGCUGAUCGAGGAGAAGGCGAAGAACGAGGACCUGCUGGGUGACGCCGAGCAGCUGGAGAACGAGGUGGAACUGGGCAAGCGGGAGAUCGAAACUCUCAGGCUGGAGUGUGUCGACUGGAGGGCUCAGGCCGAGCAGCUGAAGCAGCAGACUCUCGCCACGCUGUCGGAGAGGGACCAGCAACUGCGGCAGCUCGCCGCCAUGCUGGAGGAAGCUCGCGCUCAGCAGCCCAAACUUCAGCAGGAGCAGUAUCAGAGAGCGGCCUCGGAGGCGCUGGACAGCGCUCCGGGGGCGCCUCAGGAGCGGAGCAGCGCCGGGGACGGCAGCGCCUACGUCGCCGAGGUCAAAGAGUUACAGAGACGGCUGGGGGAGGAGGUGCAGCAGCGGGUGGCCGCGGAGGAGCAGCUGAUGUGCACACAGGAUCGGCUCAAACGCCAGGCUAAGUGGCCCCCCGCACAAGACGCCGACCCCUCUGAGACUGCGCUUCUGAUCGAGCCGGAAGGAGUCGUCACUCGCACUCGGAGAGGCGGCCCCGGCCUGGUGCGGAUGCUGCGCGUGGCCUUCUGCUCCCGUCAGCGCACUCCUCUGCUGUUCAGCCUCUACCUGCUCACCGUGCACGUGCUGCUGCUGCUGUGCCUGGGCGGAUACCUCUGAGACCGCCUCCCUCUUUUUUUUUUUAAAAAGACAAAAAACCUGGCGGAUGAGAUCGAGGCGGGGAGAGAAACUGGGAAAUGCGACACACACCUGACCCCAAGCCAUCUAUGUGUUUUUAUUCGUUGCGUGUGAUAGAAUGUAGAAAGAUGUUCUACAGACAAACGUUGCACUUUACAGGCCAAACUGUGUCAAUUGGUACAGGAAGCUGCAGUUUUUAGAUCCGCACAGGAAAGGUGUCACCGGCAUCCUGGGGGCCGGUUUGUCGCUACGCUAAAUCCCCGUUAAUAACGAUGUCACAGUCGUCCGUUAGCUUAGCAUCCGGACUGGGAAGCGCCACGUUGUACCACGUUUGGUUGAUUUCGUGCUAAGCUAACCAUCUGCUGUGUAAUAAGCGUAUAUAUAUAUUUCCCAAAAUGUCACUGUUCUUCGAGGAUGGCUUGAGGUUCGGAGGCGUUUUGUUACAGUCUCUUCCUCACCCACUCGUCUCCUUCGCAGCGACAGAGCACAGUGCAAUUCACCUUACACAUUCCUAUCGGGGGUCUACUUUUCUUUUCUCCUUCAACGAAUCACAAUUAGAAAAAGGGGGUCGUAUUUAUAUUUGUACAUAUAUGAUUGUGUUACGUAUGAUAUCUGGACGUGGGGACUUUACGGUUUGCUCUGUAGUUUUUAAUGACGGAUGAAGUUGCCUUUCAGGUGCAACGUAGCCACCGUGUGGAUUCCUUCCAGGGGAGAAAGACGUGCUGUUUUCUAACGAUACCGAUCCAAUGAUUGGCGACGCCGAUGUAGCAUAAUUUAUUGCCAUAACGGUUAAGAUGAUCCACUACCUACGCGUGCAUUGACAUCACCCUCUCGAUUCUUGCUUAUUUAACCGCUCACUGUUGGUGAAGUGAUUCCUCUGUGAUCCUCCUCCUAAACAUUCGUGUUCUUAUUCACAUCUUACACACUGAAGUCUACUUUUAAGUGUAAAUACCUGUUUAAAAGGGCUUUGUGGGAAACUGAAAUGUAAUAAAAGUGAUGGUGGAAUCGAUCAGGGGAAAAAUCUUGCCAGGCAUUAAUAAUUUUUUUUUAACUUACUGUGAGAAUUGUUUAUUUGGCCACAGUUUAAUUUUAAUUCAACCAUAAACUGUUGGGUGAUGAAGAAAUGGGUUUCAUUAAUCAGUGAUUUGUUUCACAAAACAUUCAUAACAACGGGAGUGAGAUCACAACCUACUGUGACAUUUUGUAAUUUACACAAUAAAGCGCUGCGUCUUAAAAACUGUUGUGCUCUUCUAUAGAAACACAAUUCAAACACGCUUAAGUCACUUUUAAGGCACUGGAACCGUGACACCUGCAGCCACUUUUUAAAUGCUUUGCUCACCAAACAACAAAAUAAAAGAAAUGUCUUUGAAUUUA
Molecule: messenger RNA, 10547 nt
Organism: Gasterosteus aculeatus aculeatus (three-spined stickleback)
Lineage: Eukaryota; Metazoa; Chordata; Actinopteri; Perciformes; Gasterosteidae
Gene: golgb1
Product: golgin B1
Cellular component (GO): membrane; endoplasmic reticulum-Golgi intermediate compartment; cis-Golgi network
Source: RefSeq, a predicted model, not a curated record